AUGGGGGCAUAUGAAGCGCUGGCGAUGGCGCAGAGCGCGCAGUUGUACCUGCUUGUAGGGAUUCUGGGGUUCGUUGUUUAUCUUCUGCUGGUGUUGUCCUACUUCCUCGUGCCCAACAUCAAGGCGCAGCAUCCGGCCGCCGACCUCGUGGUGUGGCACGCGGGAUGCGGGCUCGUUUUGUCCGCCGGUUUCGUCUUCGCCUUUGCGCUGCAGCGGCAGGACGUGGAGCCCGAGGACGAUGAGCUAAUUCGUCGGCAGUGCUCAAUACUGGGCCCUUUCAAUCAGUUUUUCCUACUGGCGGGCGUCUGCUGGUACCUCAUGCUUUCGCUCGACCUGCUCGUGGCGCUGGUAAACCCUUGGAUGGGCUACAGCUGCAAGUCGUGGGCUGUGUGGAGCGCGAGCACCGUAUCCGCCUUACUACUGCGCCAGCUCAAUCUCUUUGGCCUGUCGUCGCUCAACGUCUGCUGGAUCAAGCGCACCAACGACCCGGUGCAGGUGAAUACAGUCAACUGGGUUUUUCUCUUCGUCAUUGUGGGCGCCACCUGCGUGCUGUCGUUUGCGGUACUGGUGUUCGCAAGCUUCCGCUUCGUCAGACGCCAACUGGAUGUCACAUAUCGCGCCAAGCGCCGCAACUUGAUGCAGUAUUACCGGUAUUUACUGAUAUUUGCGGGUCAUUGGGCGGCGUGUGCCGCGCUGUAUUACGCAGCGUAUCUUCAAGAAUUUGACGGCAAGAUGGCGAAACACUUCGAGCUCGCGUUCGCUCUGGUGUUUGGAUCUUACCCUGUGAUGCUUCUCAUUGUGUGGAUUCUAAACACGGAAUUAUACCAGAAUUUCUCCAGCGAGAACAACCUCUCGAAAUCCGAACGAGGAGCUGGAGACUCGACCAGUACAGAGCACUUUAGCGCUGCCUUACGCAAAGAUCUGAUGCGCUACACGACUGCAGGGAUCCGUUGCAGCAUUUGUGAGUCCCCUGCAGACAGCUUACGUUCACCACUACUGAGUCUGGCGCGAGAUCGCUUCGGUUCACUUGAUCGCACUGCGGCAUUAUCAUUUCUGCAAAUGGAAGAGGGUGAUUCCGCUGGCCUCUACCACGAGAAGAAGCGCUUGGCAACUACGGUGUACAAUGGCGAGUAUCGGUAUUACGAGAAGCUGGGCUUCACUGACUAUGCGCCCAAAGUGUUCCAGAACAUCCGCGAGAUCUGUGGAAUCGACAACGAAAUGUACGAGCAGUCGUUCGCCGAUACUUUACUGGAGCGUGCGUCAGAGGGUAAAUCUGGGAUGCUGUUUUACUUCACAAGUGACCGGAGGUAUCUGGUCAAAACAAUGACGAAGAAAGAGCACUCGUUCCUGCUUGAGGUGCUCCCACUGUUCCACCAGUACAUUUUGAAGCAGCCGAACUCGCUCUUGUGUCGCUUCCUGGGCUGCCACUCGAUGCAACUUCCCGUAGGCUGGAACAAGAUGUUUUUCGUUGUAAUGGAGAAUAUCUUUCCGGAUGGUCCCGUCGAUGAGCGCUAUGACCUUAAGGGUAUCUUCCACCAGUCGAACUUCAGAUACCAAGAAGGCAUCCCUACGCCAGUAUCAAGCGAUUGGAGUCGCAGUGGUAGGGAAGAAGAAAGGAUGGUUCUGGAGGAAGUUGAAGGAAUGUUGAGUGAGAGCCAAAGUGUGGACAGUGAACUGGGACAGGUUACAGAGAAGCAGCCGCUACUGCGUCGUGGGAGCUCGCGUCCUUCACUCAAAUACGACAACGACUUUGUAAUUCGGCGUGCUUCACUUUGUGUGAAUCCAACGACCCGCGCAAAUCUGCUCGCGCAGGUAACAAGUGACUGUGGAUUCCUUCAGGAAUUAGGAAUUAUGGACUACAGCUGCCUGCUCGGUAUCCGGCAUUACAACCGUCGCAUUGAACCCGACAUCAUGGACAAUCUGGCGCACAACGCGAUUGUAUCGGCAGAUCAGUCCACCGUCUACUACCUUGGCUUUGCUGACAUCUUGCAACACUACAAUAUUGGAUGGAAAAUCCAGCACUGCUUGCUGGCGGCUGUAGUUGACAAGCGACAAAUCACUGCACUUCCACCCGCUGAGUAUGCGCUGCGCUUUUUGAACUUCAUCCACGAGUAUCUACUGCGAGAUCCAGAGGGAUCACAUGUUCGCUCGUACGGGAGCAUUGGAUACUCGCCUUCCAGCUUCGUUCGAUAA
This is a messenger RNA of Phytophthora infestans T30-4, 2193 nucleotides long. Its product is annotated as Phosphatidylinositol 4-phosphate 5-kinase (PIPK-D12/GPCR-PIPK). The record is from RefSeq and is a predicted model, not a curated record. The transcript is spliced from 2 exons. Gene Ontology annotation, cellular component: membrane. NCBI's taxonomy places the organism in Eukaryota, Oomycota, Peronosporomycetes, Peronosporales, Peronosporaceae. Bases 1 to 2193 code for a protein of 730 amino acids. Gene Ontology annotation, biological process: phosphatidylinositol metabolic process; cell surface receptor signaling pathway. Gene Ontology annotation, molecular function: phosphatidylinositol kinase activity.